AUGGCAAGUUUCCUCACUCCAGAGUAUUCUGACGAGUUGCUACGUUUUGUCACGGAAGUGUACACACAGGAUAUAGCACACUACUUUCCAAAGCUAAGACUGGAAAAGCUGAUUAACUUGUUGGAACAUGCUGAAUAUCUGUUCGAAUCAUAUCGAAAGUCCUUAGCCACUAAUCAGCAAGACGACCUGUUGACUGCAUACGUCGCGGGCUGCUUUUACAUCUACCUGAUCAUACCGCGAUCGAUUCAGUUCAAUUCACGGGACAAAUCAUAUGCCAUUUAUGUGGACCUUAAAAAGUACUACCAAGAUGAGACCCAUAUGACAAACGUUUUGUUGAUGGUUACGAGCGUGAUAGACACGAUGAGCAAAGAUGAGAAGGAAGUUAAUCGAAUAGAUCGCAAACGAGCAUAUUCGGUUCCUCGCAUAACCACAGCAGAAAGAUUGAGACAAAUUGCACUUUCUGAAGAACCCGCGAUCCCCACUAAUGACCCAGACCCCGAAAAUGACUCUACAAUGUGGACAGCUCCGGAUCUCGAACCAAAUGAUCAUCUGAAAGUCAACCUGGGUUCCUUAAGCUCUUCUGCGUCCCUCAGGGCGGACAACAUUUUUAGUAAGGCCCCAUCUUCUUCAUCGGACGACUUCGAGCCUCCUGUGCUGGCUACUAGCCCCGAAAUGAGAACUCGGAGAGAAUCUGCUCCUCUGAAACCAGCUUUAGCCGAAGAGAUGGACGAAAGUAUCAGCGAAGGGAUCCAUUCCCAAGGCGUGGAUCGCUAUAAAACCCACAGAAAGGAUUCAUACCACUCAGUGCAUAUGGUUGGCGAUGAUUAUGACAGCUUUUCUUACAACCUUGCGAGGCUGCAAAAACAAGCUGUCAUAAGCUGUGACCAAUUAUUCGAUGUUCUUUCAAGCAGCGACAAAAAUGAUCUUUUGUUGGUGGAUUUGAGACUUGCGAGGAGAUUUCGGUCCAAUCAUAUUCUUGCUCCAAACUUGGUCAAUAUAGAUCCUAGGGAUCUUGGGAGUACGGACGGUAACAUCGCAAUAGAAAACAGCAACCAGGUUCAACCUCUUGUUGGCAAAACGUUAUAUCAGAAACGGUCUGAAUACAAGCGCAUCGUAUACUACACCGAUAUGAAAACCUUCAUGCGGCUGGAUUUUGAUUAUCAAUUGGUAUUUUUCCAGCUAAUAUACCACUCAGGUAAGUCACUGCAGUGUGUUCCUGAGGUCCUACUAGGCGGAUACGAGCAGUGGAAACGGUUUGUGACAAAAAUAUCGCAAACUCGUCCGAUAUGCAAAGAAGACUUUCUAUUCCAUACUUUGGGUAGCGAUGCUCUCCAAAAACCCGAUAAGACGCAUGAGAGCGAGCCUCCGAGUUUCGCUCCCCCAUCGAUACCUCCGCCACCCGUACCGCUGGAGCCUUACGACCGCCCACCGUUUCCACUUCCAGCAAAAGAGCCUCUUCAUAGGGAACCAUAUGCGACGAGACCACGCACAGAAAUCCGAAGGCCACAAGCUUCGAUGCUUGUCGACCAGCAUCAUCCGCAUCAGCAUCAGCAUCAGCAUCACCAGCAUCACCAGCAUCAGUUUCAGCAUCGCCACCACCAUCACCACCCCAAUACCGCUAACGAUCUCUCCUCCUCUAUUCCCACGAUUGAAGGAAGCAAGAAUGAGUAUGUUGCCCUAUCAAUCACCGGGCUUCGAAAUUGUGGAAAUACUUGCUACAUUAACAGCAUGCUACAGUGUCUUUUUGCAACUAAGCCUUUUAGAGACUUAUUUUUAUCCAGUGGGUACGAGAAAUAUUUCUCCUCAAAGUACCAAAAUCCUAAUCAAUUGUCGAAAUACUUCCAUCUUCUGUUCAAGAAAAUGUAUUUGAAUGGUGGAUGCUCUGUCGUUCCCUCUGGGUUUCUCAAGGCUUGCAAUUCACUACGGCCGGACUUCAAGAUCCCUCACGAUCAACAAGAUACUCAAGAAUUCUUGCUUUUUUUACUGAGCCAGCUUCAUGAUGAACUGUCUGAAUCUAACUAUGUUGCCAAUGACUUCCCUGAGCUUUUGCUCCAUGAUGACGGUAAAUUGCAAGUAGAUAGGAGCGAAUACGACAAUUGGUUCGAGAAACAUCUCUCGGCCAACGGAAUAUCUCCCAUCGAUAGUAUAUUUCAGGGUCAAAUUGAGAAUGGCCUGUUGUGUCAACGCUGUGGUCACACUUCAUACAAUUACUCGGUGUUCUAUGUUUUGUCAUUGCCCAUCCCAGGAAAAUCGUCAACGUUUGGUCAAAAGAAAAAGAUUAGAUUGGAAGACUGUAUCAACCUUUAUACUAGCGAUGAGCAGUUGACAAACGAAAAUGCAUGGGAUUGCCCUAAUUGCGGAAGUUCUGUGACUGGUCAAGGCCCUGAUGAUGACCGGAGGAAAAAGAAGUUUUUAUUGUCUCCCGACAAUAAUAGCACAAGCCGUAGUGGUUUCUUCAAAUUGCGCACCAAGUCGAGAAGCCGAUCGAUGUCACCUUUCAGGAAGCAAAGCACCACAACAGCGUCUAAUCCCAAGGAGUGGAAGCAAAAGAAGCUCUCGUCAAUUAAAACGCUCAAUUUCAUUUCUUUGCCCUUUGUGCUUACAAUUCAUUUGUCGAGGUUUUAUUAUGACCUGACGAAGAAGAACGACAAAGUAAUCACAUAUCCUUUGAGACUUGGUAUUGUAUUAAAGAACAAUGAAGUGGUCAAUUACAGACUUUUCGCCAUUGCUAAUCAUUUUGGUAAUUUGAUUAGUGGACAUUACACAUCACUGGUCAACAAGGACUUGACACACGAACUGAACAAUGGCAAUCAAAAAUGGUAUUACUUUGAUGACGAAGUUGUAAAAAAAGACACAAACCACGGAGAUAUCGAUGCAGGCAUUACAAGUGUCUCCAGUAGCGAUGUUUACGUCUUGUUUUACGAGAAAAUAAAGGAAUGA
Lachancea sp. 'fantastica' is the source of this 2940-nucleotide messenger RNA. NCBI's taxonomy places the organism in Eukaryota, Fungi, Ascomycota, Saccharomycetes, Saccharomycetales, Saccharomycetaceae. The record is from the annotation of a GenBank genome assembly.